UGUAAGGUAUGACCAAUGGUCUUUGGGUUCUUUGCUGCAUAUCUCAUUAGCCCAUUGAUUGCACUUUGGAUAAUAGCCAGUCACUAGCUCGGAUCCCCCGGAUUGUGGGUGUUGAUUGGUUUACAGAGGCCACUGUGUUCACUGAUUGGUUUAGGUUUGCAGGACACACACGCAUUGGCUGUGCUUUCUAAGCUCUGCGAGGCAAAUGGAUACCACUUCUGCUGGCCAAAACCAUGGUCUUGCUGUCUAAGCAAUCACACCAGGGGUGGGAAAAGAAAAAAAAAAAAAAGUUGCGCCCUUUCUCGUGCUCUCAGUUUCUGUUCUGUUCUUUCUUUCUUACCGGAAAGCUGUGGAAAUGUCAAGCUAUUUUAUUCUUUUAUAUCUCUAGCUUUGAACUCAGACCACUUUGUGUUAAUCUUUUCAUCUUACUGUAGGUCUUCCCUAAAUGGAUUCAGCUGCUUCUGUGGUUUUAAGGAUUUAAACCCAGGGGAGAGGAGUUCUGAACUUCAGACUCCUAUUCAAGUUUGCUGGAACUCUUUCCGGCGGUUGUACUUCUACUCUAUAGUAUAGUGACCGAGUAGUAGCUUCAUCGAAGCUUAGCUUUUAGGCUUGGUACUCCUGAACAACACUCCAGACCUGUCUCAAUGAUUUCUCCAAUGGAAAUUAUUCUCAACCUGAUAACCCCAGACUCCUCUCCAUCUACCUCUCCAACAAAUACAAUCGAGAGGCUGGAGGGCAGUCUGGCUCAGGCAGCACUCUGCAAUGUGGACGGCUCACAGGCGGGGUCAGAAGAUUCGACGCUCGACCCCCAGCGCACUCGGCAGGCCAUAGCACAGCUCCAGCAGAAGAUCCUGAGGCUGACGGAGCAGCUGCGCAUCGAGCAGGCAGCGCGUGAUGAAAAUGUAGCCGAGUACCUCAAGCUCGCCAACAACACCAACGACAAGCAGCAGAGUUGCCGGAUUAAACAGGUCUUCGAGAAGAAAAACCAGAAGUCGGCGGCAACUAUCGCACAGCUGCAGCGCAAGCUGGAGCACUACCGGCGCCGGCUCCGCGAGGCUGAGCAUGGUGGCGAUGCGGCACGCCAACACAAAGGUGUGCUGCGUGAUGUCCAGCAGGGUCUACGCGACGUGGGUGCGCGGGUUAUCACAGGCCUCAAUGAUGGCGUGGUGAACAGCGUGCGGGGCGGCCUGUCCAGCUUCUCGCACGCCACACACACGGCGGCCGGUGCUGUGGCCUCAAAGCCGCGUGAGAUCGCCUUGCUUCUGCGCAGCCGUUUCGGCAGCGCCGACAACAUUAGCGUGCUGAAGGAUGGAGAAGAUCCUAAUGGUGCCAACACCAGCGGGCAUUUGCAGGGCAGCCCACGGUUUGGCAGCGAGGAGGACUGCUCGAGCGCAACGUCAGGAUCAGCCGGUGCCAAUAGCAUCACAGGGGGAGUCGGCGGGCCUCCGAGCUCUAAGGGGAACACACUGGAGCGGGGAAGUUGCAUGGGCAUGGAGAUGCUGAUACAGGAGGUGCAGGAGCUCAGGGAGGUUCAGGCUCGUCUGGACGAAACUCUGGAGGAGCUGAAGGUCCAUUACCAUCGGGACUGUACACUGUCUUUGCAGACACUGCAGGAGGAGCGGUUCAGGUGUGAGCGGCUGGAGGAGCAACUGAAUGACCUAACAGAGCUCCACCAGAAUGAGAUUCUGAACCUGAAACAGGAGCUGGCCAGCAUGGAAGAGAAAAUGGCUUAUCAGUCGUAUGAGAGAGCUCGGGACAUACAGGAGGCGCUGGAGGCCUGUCAGACACGCGUCUCAAAUAUGGAGCUACAGCAGCAGCAGCAGCAGGUGGUGCAGCUCGAGGGCCUGGAGAACGCCACGGCACGCGCCCUGCUUGGCAAGCUUAUCAACGUCCUGCUCACCCUCAUGGCCGUCCUCCUAGUGUUCGUGUCCACUGUCGCUAAUUGCGUGGCGCCCAUGAUGAAAACGCGCAGCCGCUCCUUCUCCACACUCGUCCUCUUCCUGCUCUUCACCUUGCUCUGGAGGAACUGGGACGCACUCUCAGGACACACACUUCGCUUUCUGCACGUGCCGAGAUGACGACGCUGACAACCGCAACGCAGUGGUGCUUUGAACAUCAGGAAGCUACAGCCAACUGUGAACCAUCAAGAGACGGGGAAAUAAUCUGUGAAAAAUAAACUUCCUUUUUUUUUUUAAAAGGAAGAGGUGUAUACGUUUACAUUUUGGAAGUAUGAAUUAAGUCAGCCUUUUCUUGUUGCACCUCUUUUAUUAGGAUGUUGUAAUAAAUAAAUAAUACAUGUUAUUCCAUCGAUUUAUAACAAAUUUUUGUUUUGUAUAAUAAUCAGUUGUAUGUAGCAUCAAAGUCCUACUUCUGAAACAGGUGAUGGAAAAUUAUUUGGAUGUUGCACUCGAACUUUCCUCCCCUAUCACUGCCUUUUGGUAGAUUUUUAGUAAAUCUUAUGGUCUGCCUUUAAGGGGGAGGGGGGUAUGCACUUUGAGCUAUCAUUAGCAGUGUUGGCCUACUCUGCCAUCACUUUGUUCACCGCACUGGAUUUAACAUUGAAGGGGGAACCUGAAUGGACUGAUGGACAUACUUGAAGAGAGUGGUACUCUAGGGACCUUCUGUGCUUCCAUAUUGUUUCUAUUAGCAAUGUAUUACCACUUUCAGGAACUUUAUAGUAUAUGAACGAUAAAAACAAUGAAAUAAUGUUAAAUGAAUGAGUGAGUUGUUGAAUGAGGCACUACUGUUGUGAUCGGAGCCUGUUUACCGUAUGAUAUCAGAGAAAGUGCAAAAGGUCUUCAAUGAAUUUGACUCAAAUUUAAUUUUAUUUCUACAAAUGUUACACAUUAUAUCGACUAGGUUAUCAGCAGUCCAAAUGUUUUUAUUAGCAUAUUGCAUUGGUGAAAAUUCCAGCCUGUACACCUUUACUAAAAACUGGAGAAGCUUACUACAUCCAGUAUUGGAUCACAUCAGUUUUUGAUCAGUGUUUGACCUUCAUUCUUUUUAAGCUAAUUUGUUUGUCUGAGUCAUUAAUAAAUAAAUAAAAAUACCCAUAAUAUUAGAUUUGCCAAGGUUGCCAUUUUCUUGAAAAUGCUAUUUAAGCAUUUCAAGGUGAGGACAGGGCAUAGGACAGGACAUGGGAACAUUCUAUAAUAAUACAGCUAUAUUUGACUUGACUAUAUUUAAAUAUUUAAAGGCACGGCUGUUUAAAAUGAAUGCUUUAGUGAAUCCCUGUGGGAUGUUCGAGUGGAGGUGUUCUUGUUUUUUUUUUAUUCCAGCAAAGAAAUCCUUUUUCCAUGUGAGUGUAGCCAAGCUAUUAACAUUGUUUCUGUACUUAAAUUUCUUUCAUGGUAUUGAAUCUCAAUGUAACAUGUGAGGUGUCCAAUUAAGCCAUGGAUAAUUGGUUUAGCUACUUGAAUAAUAAAUCAGAUUAAUUAGUAAAUAAAUCUUUGAAUCCUUCUUUGGUGACCCAGGUGGACAGGCUCUAGGUGUCCACACCGCAAGACUGUUUAACCUUGACCCUGAAAAUGUGUGAAACAGCCGGAGGUGUGUGUGUGUGUGUGUGUGUGUGUGUGUGUGUGUGUGUGCGCAUGGGUAGGUGGGUGUGCAUGCUAAGCAACUUCAGUGCCUUCUGAUGUCUGUAUGCCUGUAAUAAAAAGCAUUCCUGCCUAGACAAAGA
This is a messenger RNA of Ictalurus punctatus (channel catfish), 3679 nucleotides long. It is a transcript of the gene tmcc1a, whose product is annotated as transmembrane and coiled-coil domain family 1a. The record is from RefSeq and is a predicted model, not a curated record. The coding region runs from base 645 to 2078 and encodes 477 amino acids. Lineage: Eukaryota; Metazoa; Chordata; Actinopteri; Siluriformes; Ictaluridae. Gene Ontology annotation, cellular component: endomembrane system. The transcript has 5 exons.